AUCAGAGCAGGCAACAGACGCCAAGACAAAGGAUCUGACAUUCUCUGACACACCACUGGAGCGAGCUCUAGGCAUACAUUGGAGCAUAGAAAAGGACAGCUUCAGAUUCAACAACACUUUGGCAAAGCAACCAGGAACACGCAGAGGUAUAUUAGCUACUGUUGCCUCCAUAUUCGACCCUCUUGGCUUCCUUGCGCCAUAUGUCCUGAUGGGGAAGAAGAUCUUGCAAGAAAUGUGUCGUCAAGGUGUCGGCUGGGAUGACCCCCUGCCAGAACUGCUGAAGCCACGGUGGGAGAGCUGGCGACAUGAUUUUGCCAACCUAGAAAAAAUAGAGAUAGAUCGAUGUUACUUACCUGUCAAUUUUGGAGUAGUUAUGGAAACAGAAUUACACCACUUUUCGGAUGCCAGCACCAGUGGAUAUGGGCAGUGCUCUUAUCUGAGAGUCAAGAACCUGAGAGGAGAAAUUCAAUGCUCUCUAGUGAUAGGAAAAGCCCGUGUUUCUCCCACAAAGUUAACGACAAUACCACGACUGGAAUUAACAGCAGCUGUAGUUUCAGUUACGGUCAGCAACAUGCUCAGAGAGGAGCUAAGUUACACUGAUGUGAAAGAACACUUCUGGACAGACUCCAAGGUAGUGUUGAGCUACAUAAAUAAUGACUCAAGACGCUUUCAUACCUUUGUUGCUAACAGGGUCCAGAAGAUCCGUAACAGCACAACCCCUCAGCAAUGGCAUUAUGUACCAACGGAUAAAAAUCCAGCAGAUGGUGCAUCCCGGGGAAGAACAGUAAAUGAGCUACUCAGAUCCAACUGGUUCACUGGUCCCAUGUUCCUCUGGGAAAGUGAAAUAUCCACAUCAGAAGAUGAAGUACCCGACCUAGCUGUAGGAGAUCCAGAGAUCAGAAAAGCUCAAGCACUGCAGACGUCUGCACUACAGACAUCAGAACCAAUCAGCAUUGCAGACCGUCAAUAUAAGUUCUCAGAAUGGUCCCGAGCCGUCAAAGCUGUGGCCCGCCUUGUGCGACGGGCUAGGAAAAUCAAGUCAAAUGCUCCCUCCACCGUGAGUGAGCAGAAAAGUGCUGAAUGUGUCAUAAUCAGAGAUGUGCAAAAUCAAGCAUAUGAAAAGGAGAUCAAACAGUUAAAGACGGGAAAUCAAUUAACAAAAAACAACAAACUGUACCAUCUUGACAUGUUUAUAGACACGGACAACAUCCUGAAGGUGGGAAGAAGACUACACCAUUCAUCCCUUACAGACUCACUUAAGCACCCCAUUGUCAUUCCCAAAGAGCAUCAUGUGACCAAGUUGCUUUACUGCAAAUGAAAUCAGAUCCAAUGGAUAUUGGAUCCCCGGUAUGAGCCGAGCAGUUUCUUCAUUCAUUCGCCAGUGUGUAAUCUGUCGCAAACUCAGGAGACCUCCAGAGGGCCAAAGGAUGAGUGACUUACCUACAGAACGCAUAGAGCCCUCCCCUCCAUUCACUUAUUGUGGUAUGGACUGCUUUGGUCCCUUCAUCACUACAGAGGGAAGGAAACAGCAUAAACGAUAUGGCCUGCUACUUACCUGCUUUUGUUCACGGGCCAUCCAUCUAGAGAUGCUGGAGGAUAUGUCCACCGAUGCCUUCAUAAACAGCUUACGAUGCUUCAUUGCUAUCAGAGGUGCUGUCCGUCAAAUCCAGUGUGAUCAAGGCACAAAUUUUGUUGCC
Alosa sapidissima (American shad) is the source of this 1697-nucleotide messenger RNA. RefSeq lists its product as uncharacterized. The coding region runs from base 209 to 1318 and encodes 369 amino acids. The transcript has 3 exons. NCBI's taxonomy places the organism in Eukaryota, Metazoa, Chordata, Actinopteri, Clupeiformes, Clupeidae. The record is from RefSeq and is a predicted model, not a curated record.